CGAUCGACGUCAGCCAACUUUCCAUCACUCCGUCGCCAUGUUCAAGCUCCCCCGGCGCGCACGCGCGCCACGCACCGUCGCCGCCCCGGGCGCCCUCCCGCUCCAAGACUACUUCGGCGCGCUGGGAUACCUCGCCCUCCUGUUGGGCGCGUGCAUCGCCAUCCUCCCCCGCUCGACCGACUACUUCCUCAUGACGCCGCACACGCAAAGCGCGAGCGCCGACCGCCCCGAGCACCCCUUCCUCACGCCGAUCACCGCGCACCCCGCCGCGAGCGCGGCGUGGUGCGCCGCCGGCGUCGCGACCACGAUGGUGUGGUGGGGCAACAAAGUUGCCCGGUGGUGGGGUGCGCCGCCGACAUUUGGGGAGCGCUCCCGCGACGCCCUCCUCGCCACGGCCGGCACCGCCCUCCUGCUCUUGAACGUCAUCACGCUCCUCGGCGCGCCGGUCUCGCACAUCCUCGAAUCCGCGCUGCUGGCACUCACGCUCGCGCUCCUCACCGCGUGGCCGGUCGUGUACGUGCUCGGCAUUCCGAGCAUGUACGACGACGGGAUCGUGGGCCGGUGGCGGAUGACGCGGCUCGUGUGCGCGACGGACGCGCACGACGCGCGCGAGCGUGCGCUCGCGUACCCUCUCGCGGGGGCUUUGGUGGGCGCGUGGGCGGGCGCCGUGCCCCUCGCCCUGGAUUGGGACCGGCCGUGGCAGAGCUGGCCGCUUACCCCGCUCGUGGGCGCGCUCGGUGGUUUCGUCGCCGGAGGGUAUUGGGCGUUCACGCAGUCAGCGCUCAAAGCCCUCCACCAGGAUAUCGAGGAGGAGAAGGCGGCCGAAGCCGCCGCGGCCGACACGACCAAGACACCCGCUCGCAAGCGCAAGAACAAGACAAAGUAGACGGCCACGACACCCUCCCUCAUAGCACUACACCCACAACACAAUGCACGAGAUGCAUGGAUAAUGCCAAAAAUGUUCAAUGCGGAAUGAUGGCCUCGGACAACUAAGGAGGAAUAUUCAAUAUACGUGUAUGCCAGAGACAAG
Molecule: messenger RNA, 1030 nt
Organism: Cutaneotrichosporon oleaginosum
Lineage: Eukaryota; Fungi; Basidiomycota; Tremellomycetes; Trichosporonales; Trichosporonaceae
Biological process (GO): GPI anchor biosynthetic process
Cellular component (GO): endoplasmic reticulum membrane
Source: RefSeq, a predicted model, not a curated record